AUGGGACGACAACCUUGUUGUGAUAAGGUUGGAUUAAAACGUGGUCCAUGGACGAUUGAGGAAGAUCAUAAGCUGAUGAAUUUUAUUCUCAACAAUGGUAUUCAUUGCUGGCGAACUGUUCCCAAGCUUGCAGGAUUGUUAAGAUGUGGAAAAAGUUGCAGAUUAAGAUGGAUAAAUUAUCUAAGGCCUGACCUUAAAAGAGGGGGUUUUACAGAAUCAGAAGAGGAUCAGAUUAUUCAACUUCAUUCGUGUCUAGGAAACAGGUGGUCCAAGAUUGCUUCACAUUUUCCUGGUCGUACAGAUAACGAAAUCAAGAAUCAUUGGAACACUCGAAUUAAGAAGAAGUUAAAGCUCCUUGGUCUUGACCCUGUGACACACAAACCUAUUGACAAGGCAGAGAAAACAGAUGGUAAAAAUAAGAUGACCUCAGAUUCUUCAAAUUCAUCUAAUAAACAAGAAGCAAGCUUAGAGUCAAAGUCAGAGGAUGAUCAUGGCAUGACAGUUUCUCCAAGAAAAGAUGAGAAACUAGAAGAAAUUCAAGUAACUUUGGAUGAUACAAAUGAUUUAUUGAACAAUUACCAAAUGUUGUGUGGGAGCUUUGAUUUAGACUCAUGGUUGAACCAAGAAACAAAUACUUCUUCCUCUUACACAUCUUCAUUCUCAGUGGAAGAAUCCAACAAUCCCUCAAUGGGUGAAACCACCUCUAUUCAAGAAGAAUCACUAAAGCAAUGGAUUGAUAGUGUGGAUUCAUUUCUCUCAUGGGAUAGUUCUUUUCUCCUUGGGAUAUAG
Molecule: messenger RNA, 789 nt
Organism: Durio zibethinus
Lineage: Eukaryota; Viridiplantae; Streptophyta; Magnoliopsida; Malvales; Malvaceae
Product: myb-related protein 315-like
Source: RefSeq, a predicted model, not a curated record